Marchantia polymorpha subsp. ruderalis is the source of this 1607-nucleotide messenger RNA. The record is from the annotation of a GenBank genome assembly. NCBI's taxonomy places the organism in Eukaryota, Viridiplantae, Streptophyta, Marchantiopsida, Marchantiales, Marchantiaceae.
GACAAUCGAGGCUAUGGUGAGCAGGUGGUUCAAUCAGAGCCAAAUUGAUUGAAGAUUGGGUAAAUUUGAUUGGUUGGAGUACCAGAGAGCCCGGGCCUCCUCCACACUUUCUCGUUCAGGCCACUCGACUAACACGAGGCUCCGGACGCGGCCGCUGUUCAAUGCGCAAAGUACUCUAGCCGAGGAAUUGCUGAAUUGAGAGAGAGCUGCGAAAAGUGAGAGCGAUCGAUCGAUCGAUCUUAUGACGACCGCCUCGGCAGUCACAGCUGCUGUGAGUACGACGACAUGUCUUCUUCCUUCUAAAUCUCAAAGAAGCCGUGGGGAACUUCUGGAAUCUCGGCCUUUGAGACCCGGGAGAACUUCGGGACGUCUUCUGGCUGUCAGUCAAGCUCAGUGGGGUGGUGGUGUGUCUAGGGGAAGGAAUUUGACGACUACUUUGAGACAUAAGAAGAGCUGGAAAUGCUCUUCUGGGCCCCAGAAUUCGGAGACCGACAGCAGUGACGCCACGGAUGUGUCUUCAUCCGGACCUCCAAAUUGCUGCAAUGAUGCAACAGGGCAAGAAUCUCCCAGUGCAUCAGCGGUGGAAAACGUGGCAGCUUCAAGUCCUGGUACUAGCAGUACGCCAGAAUUUGAAACGUUCGGUCCAGGAAAGCGAGGAAAUCAGCUGGUGGCAGUAGCAUCAGUGACGAUUGCCGUGGGGUUGUUUGCACUCGGACGAGUCGGGGGAGCUACACCAAGCCUCCCUCAAUUAGCUGCUCAAUCAAUCCCAUAUGAAGAGGCUUUAGGAAAUGGCAGACCAACAGUGGUGGAGUUCUACGCUGACUGGUGUGAGGUCUGUCGUGAGAUGGCCAAGGAUGUGUUCGUUGUGGAACAAGAAUACAAGGACAAAAUUAAUUUCGUGAUGUUGAACGUGGACAACACCAAGUGGGAAGGAGAACUGGAUGAAUUUGGAGUUGAAGGGAUUCCGCAUUUUGCGUUCCUGGAUGGGAAGGGAAAUGAAGAAGGCAAUAUUGUAGGUAGGUUGCCUAGAAAAAUUCUGAAAGAAAAUCUUGCGGCCCUUGCCCGAGGGGAUAAUACAAUACCUCAUUCUAGAGUAGUUGGUAAGUUUUCUGAUACCGAUUCUAGACAGGCACCACCCGUGGUGGAGCCCCGCAGUCACAGCCAGCUCUCUUGACAUUUUUUUUGUACAAUAUUUGAAGUCUCCAGUCACGGGCUUCGAACAAUUGCUCAUGUUUCAUUACGCCAUUGAAAAUUUGUAUAGUAAAAAUUGGGGCUCAGUAGAGCUGCUCAUACAAUCAUUGAAUAGGAAAAUAGUAACAGUUGGCGUUAAGUGUUGUGCUCAUUGGCGCGACCAGAAUUGUGUGAACGGCCCCUUCGUGUGUAGUAUUAGGAGAUGGAGACCGAAAUGGAAGGAAUGAGAAGAGGAAAGAGUUUAUGCCAGACAAAGAUAUUGGGCUCAACAAAAUUUAGUAGGCAAAACAAAUCGACCGUAGAUAGGCUUCAAGGCGGUCUUAUAGUGCAAUGCUCACAGAAAGCAUAAAGAAUGUAAUGUCUAUGCGCAGGCAAUAAGUACUGAGCGAUGUCUUAACAGAAUAUAGUCGAACCGU